UUGGGAGCAGGGACAGGGGAUUUUACUUUGUCCACAGCCUGCUGGCCCCUCUUCUCUCAGCCGCGGUCCUGCGGGCUCCGGACCUGUUAGUCCAAGCCAGCAGCCCUGGUGUCACCAUCAGGGUCGGAGGAAGAGGUGGCAGCAAGGUCGCAGUCCGACAGCGGCCGCCCAGCCCCGCGCGCUCCGGGCCCCCGCGUCGCCCGCCCCGCCUGCCGGUUGGAGCCGCGCCCCCUCCGGGCCCGCAGUGCGGAGGUCCGGACGCCGCAGCCCGGCAGGCGCCGGCUCCCGGCCACCGGCUCGCCCAGGGCAGGCGGGCGACACCAUGGGGCAGGCGAUCUGUAAGGAGCUCUGGGAGUCGCUGCUUGACUACAAGACCGAGAAGUACGUCGUGACCCACAACAGGAAGGUGGGCCUGCUCUACAGGCUGGUGCAGCUCUCCAUCCUGAUGUACCUGUUGGUCUGGGUCUUCCUGGUGAAGAAGGGUUACCAGGUCACCGACACCUCCAUGGAGAGCAGCAUCAUCACCAAAGUCAAGGGUGUGGCCUUCACGAACACCUCGGAGUUUGGGGAGCAGAUCUGGGAUGUUGCUGAUUACGUCAUCCCACCCCAGGGAGAGAAUAUCUUCUUCAUUGUCACCAACCUGGUUGUGACCCCUAACCAGCGGCGGGCCACCUGUGCUGAGAGUGACAGAAUCCCCCAAGCCUGGUGCUAUGAAGACUCUGACUGCCCUCCUGGGGAGCCUGUUCUGACUGGCAAUGGAGUGAGGACUGGCCGCUGCCUGCGAUCAAAGAAUAUGAUGGGCAUCUGUGAGAUCUACGCCUGGUGCCCAGUGGAGACAAAGUCCAGGCCAAUGAAGCCACUCCUGGGCGCAGCUGAAAACUUUACUGUUUACAUAAGGAACUUCAUUCAUUUUCCCAGAUUCAACUUCUCCAAGAGUAAUGUGCUGAACAGCAGAGACAGAGCUUUCCUGAAAUCCUGUCAGUUUGGUCCAGAGAACCUCUACUGCCCCAUCUUCCAACUGGGGUACAUAGUCAACUCGACAGGGAGCAACUUCCAGGAGCUCGCUGCGAAGGGAGGUGUGAUAGGAAUUCAGAUAAUGUGGGACUGCGAUCUUGACAAAGCUGCCUCUAAGUGCCAUCCUCAAUAUAACUUUCGUCGACUGGAUGACACAUUUUCAGGAGAAUCUAUUUCCUCUGGGUACAACUUCAGGUUCGCCAGGUAUUACCAUGAUGCAGCUGGGGUGGAGUUCCGCACUCUGUUGAAAGUCUAUGGGAUCCGCUUUGUUGUCAUGGUGAAUGGCAAGGCAGGGAAGUUUGGCAUCAUUCCAACAGGCAUCAAUGUGGCCUCUGGGUUGGCGCUCAUGGGUAUUGCAUCUUUCUUCUGCGACCUGAUACUGGUCAACUUCAUAAAAAAGAGUGACUUUUACCGCAACAAGAAGUAUGAGGAAGUGAGGUUGGCAGAGUCUUUGCAACAGGACCUGGCUACAGAGGCCAAGGACUCAGCAGAGCAGCCAGAGACACAGGAUGGAAACAGUGAUGAGAAGAGGAACGGCUGUGAGUGUUCGCAGCUCCUUCUGUCCAACAGCUUUUAUCUUUGCUGAGGCAGGGAUUGCCAAACUCCUGGUGAGUGCUGAACCUGGAGAAGGUGGAGUCUGGAGACUCAAAGAAUGUAAAUGUGAAUGUGGAACAGAUGCAGAACCUGCAGCCAGUGGAGGUACAGCCGGAAGUGCUGGAUGGGAGCUGAGCUGAUGAAGAUGUUGGGGGCACAACUGUCUGCAGCUCUGACCAGGGAACAGUCGUCUUGUCUGCUUGAGACAGGGAUUCCAGGCACAGCGCUCUCUCUUGCACUUGGGAGCUUGCUCUAAGUUUUUUGUUGCACAGGAGGGCAAGCCUCCCAGUGGCCAGUGUGGCUCUGUUUUG
Molecule: messenger RNA, 1919 nt
Organism: Erinaceus europaeus (western European hedgehog)
Lineage: Eukaryota; Metazoa; Chordata; Mammalia; Eulipotyphla; Erinaceidae
Gene: P2RX5
Product: purinergic receptor P2X 5
Exons: 14
Coding region: 323-1600 (425 amino acids)
Biological process (GO): monoatomic cation transmembrane transport; response to ATP
Cellular component (GO): plasma membrane; nuclear inner membrane
Molecular function (GO): ATP binding; extracellularly ATP-gated monoatomic cation channel activity; purinergic nucleotide receptor activity
Source: RefSeq, a predicted model, not a curated record